This is a messenger RNA of Callithrix jacchus (white-tufted-ear marmoset), 5964 nucleotides long. RefSeq names its product pleckstrin homology domain containing A7 (gene PLEKHA7). Lineage: Eukaryota; Metazoa; Chordata; Mammalia; Primates; Cebidae. The record is from RefSeq and is a predicted model, not a curated record. Gene Ontology annotation, molecular function: protein binding. Gene Ontology annotation, biological process: cell-cell adhesion mediated by cadherin; epithelial cell-cell adhesion; pore complex assembly. Gene Ontology annotation, cellular component: zonula adherens; pore complex.
CGCCCGCCAGCGGCCCCCCGCCCCGCCCGGGUCUCCUGGCGUCGGGGGCAAAAGGGAGCGCCGGGGCCAGCAGGCUGGGGGCGGGGAAGGCGCGGGGACAAAGGCCGCGGGCACCGCGCUGGGCCGGCCGGUGCGGCGGCGAACUCCGGGCGUCGGGACCUGGCCGGGCAAUCGCGUCCCAAGGAGCCCGCGCCUGGAUGGAGCACCCCGGGGCGCCGCCGGGCCCCGAGCUGGCUGAGCCGCCGCCCCCGCCCCCGCCUCCGCCCGCGCCCCCGCCCCCUCACCCCCACCCCCACCCCGCGGAGGCUCCGCGCUCGGCGAACAUGGCGGCGGCGGCGGUCGGGCGGGACACUUUACCUGAGCGCUGGUCCUACGGCGUGUGCCGGGACGGCCGCGUCUUCUUCAUCAACGACCAGCUCCGCCGCACGACCUGGCUGCACCCGCGCACCGGGGAGCCCGUCAACUCCGGCCACAUGAUUCGCUCAGACCUGCCCCGCGGCUGGGAGGAGGGCUUCACCGAGGAGGGCGCCAGCUACUUCAUCGACCAUAACCAGCAGACCACGGCAUUCAGGCAUCCUGUGACGGGGCAGUUUUCUCCAGAAAAUAGUGAAUUCAUUCUUCAAGAAGAGCCGAAUCCACGUAUGUCGAAGCAGGACAGAAACCAAAGACCGUCCAGCAUGGUCAGUGAAACAUCCACGGCUGGGACCACCUCCACCCUGGAGGCCAAGCCUGGACCCAAGAUCAUAAAGUCCAGCAAUAAAGUCCACAGCUUCGGGAAGAGAGACCAGGCCAUUCGGAGGAACCCCAACGUUCCUGUGGUGGUGAGGGGCUGGCUGCACAAGCAGGACAGUUCUGGGAUGAGGCUAUGGAAAAGGAGGUGGUUUGUGCUUGCUGAUUACUGCUUAUUUUACUAUAAAGACAGCCGAGAAGAAGCAGUCCUUGGGAGCAUCCCCUUGCCCAGCUACGUGAUCUCGCCUGUGGCCCCUGAGGAUCGCAUAAGCCGCAAAUACUCCUUUAAGGCUGUGCACACGGGGAUGCGAGCACUCAUCUAUAACAGCUCCAUGGCAGGCUCUCAGGCCGAGCAGUCGGGCAUGAGGACCUACUACUUCAGUGCCGACACCCAGGAGGACAUGAAUGCUUGGGUCAGGGCCAUGAACCAGGCUGCACAGGUGCUGUCUCGAUCGUCACUGAAGAGGGACAUGGAGAAGGUGGAGCGGCAAGCUGUCCCCCAGGCCAACCACACAGAGUCCUGUCAUGAGUGUGGCCGGGUGGGACCUGGACAUACGAGAGAUUGUCCUCAUCGUGGCCAUGAUGACUUUGUCAACUUUGAGAGGCAAGAGCAGGAGGAAGAGCGGUACCGUUCCCAGAGGGACCCGCUGGAGGGCAAGCGGGAUCGGAGCAAGGCCAGGUCUCCAUACUCGCCGGCCGAGGAGGAUGCCUUGUUUGUGGAUUUACCCAGUGGCCCAAGAGGCCAGCAGGCACAGCCCCAGCGGGCAGAAAAGAAUGGCAUGCUGCCUGCAUCAUAUGGCCCAGGAGAGCAGAAUGGGACUGGUGGGUACCAGCGGGCCUUUCCUCCCAAGACCAACCCUGAAAAGCACAGCCAAAGGAAGAGCAACCUGGCCCAGGUGGAACACUGGGCAAGGGCCCAGAAGGCGGACAGCAAGAGCCUUCCCUUGGACCAGAUGCUUCCUUGCCAGGGUCCUGGCCAAUCCCUGUCCUUCCCAGAAAGCUACCAGACUCUUCCCAAGAGCACCCGACACCCAUCAGGGGGCUCCUCACCACCUCCCCGAAACCUGCCAAGUGACUACAAGUAUGCGCAGGACCGAGCCAGCCACCUGAAGAUGUCGAGUGAAGAGCGCCGGGCACACCGGGAUGGCACCGUGUGGCAGCUCUAUGAGUGGCAGCAGCGCCAGCAAUUCCGGCAUGGCAGCCCCACGGCACCCAUAUGCCUCGGCUCCCCAGAGUUCACCGACCAGGGCCGGAGCAGGAGCAUGCUAGAGGUGCCCCGCUCCAUCUCUGUGCCUCCAUCUCCCUCGGACAUCCCUCCCCCAGGACCCCCGAGGGUCUUCCCACCCCGGCGGCCACACACGCCAGCAGAGAGGGUCACGGUGAAGCCACCGGACCAGAGGAGGAGUGUGGAUAUCUCACUGGGGGAUUCUCCCAGGAAGGCACGGGGCCACGCUGUCAAGAACUCAUCUCACGUGGACCGACGCUCCAUGCCCUCCAUGGGUUACAUGACCCACACUGUCAGCGCUCCCAGUUUACAUGGAAAAUCGGCUGAUGAUACCUACCUCCAGCUGAAGAAAGACCUGGAGUACCUGGAUCUAAAGAUUAAAAAUAAUGAACCUUUGAUCAACGUGCUUUACAAAGUGCUGAAGAAGUCAGCACGGGGCUGUCGGCCCAGGAGAAGCAUGACAGGCCGGGACCUUCUUAAGGAUCGAAGUCUGAAGCCUGUGAAGAUCGCGGAGAGCGACAUUGAUGUCAAACUGAGCAUCUUCUGCGAACAAGACAGGAUCCUCCAGGACUUGGAAGACAAGAUACGAGCCCUUAAGGAGAACAAAGACCAGCUAGAAUCCGUGCUGGAGGUAUUGCACAGACAGAUGGAGCAGUACCGAGACCAGCCCCAGCACUUGGAGAAGAUUGCCUACCAGCAGAAGUUGCUGCAGGAGGACCUGGUCCAUAUCCGAGCUGAGCUCUCCAGAGAGUCCACUGAGAUGGAAAACGCUUGGAAUGAAUACCUGAAGUUGGAGAAUGAUGUGGAACAGCUGAAGCAGACCCUGCAGGAGCAACACAGAAGAGCCUUUUUUUUCCAGGAGAAAUCGCAGAUACAGAAAGAUCUAUGGAGAAUUGAAGAUGUCAUUGCAGGCCUCAGUGCAAAUAAAGAGAACUUCAGAAUCCUUGUGGAGUCAGUCAAAAAUCCAGAGAGAAAAACGGUGCCUUUGUUUCCUCAUCCGCCUGUGCCUUCACUCUCAACUUCUGAGAGCAAGCCGCCCCCACAGCCCAGUCCUCCCACCAGCCCUGUGCGGACCCCUUUGGAGGUUCGACUCUUCCCCCAGCUGCAAACCUACAUGCCGUACCGACCUCACCCACCCCAGCUGAGGAAAGUGACAUCCCCCCUUCAGUCACCAACUAAGAUGAAGCCCAAAGUUCAGGAAGAUGAAGCACCUCCCAGGCCCCCACUCCCUGAGCUCUACAGCCCAGAGGACCAGCCCCCAGCCGUGCCACCUCUCCCUAGAGAGGCCACCAUCAUCCGGCACACGUCUGUGCGGGGCCUCAAGCGGCAGUCGGAUGAGAGGAAGCGAGACCGGGAGCUGGGGCAGUGUGUGAACGGGGACUCCAGAGUGGAGCUGCGGUCGUACGUCAGUGAGCCUGAGUUGGCGACCCUCAGCGGGGACAUGGCCCAACCCUCCCUGGGACUUGUGGGCCCUGAUAGCGGGUACCAGACGCUGCCAGGCAGAGGGCUCUCAGGGUCCACAUCAAGACUCCAGCAGUCGUCCACCAUUGCUCCCUAUGCCACACUCCGGAGGGGUCUUAAUGUGGAAAGCAGCAAGGCGACCUUCCCUAGACCCAAGAGUGCCUUGGAGCGCCUGUACUCAGGAGACCACCAGCGGGGCAAGAUGAGUGCGGAGGAGCAGCUAGAGCGCAUGAAGCGACACCAGAAGGCCCUGGUCCGAGAGCGCAAGAGGACGCUGGGCCAAGGGGAGAGGACGGGCCUGCCCUCAUCUCGCUACCUCAGCCGGCCGCUCCCGGGAGAUCUUGGCUCAUGGAAGCGUGAGCAGGACUUUGACCUGCAGUUGCUGGAACGGGUCGUGCAAGGGGAAAGAAAGGACAAGGAGGAGAAUGGCUGGUUGAAAGUGCAGGCCAUGCCUGUCACUGAGUUGGACCUGGAGCCUCAAGACUAUGACUUGGACAUCAGCAGAGAGCUGUCCAAACCAGAGAAGGUGUCAAUCCCUGAGCGUUAUGUGGAGCUAGAUCCCGAAGAGCCACCCAGCCUUGAGGAGCUGCAAGCGCGGUACCGCAAAGCCGAGAAGAUCCGCAACAUCCUCGCCCGGUCAAGCAUGUGCAACCUGCAGCCGGCCUCAGGCCAGGACCGGAACAGUGUGGCCGACCUGGACUUGAAGCUGCAGGAGCAGGAGCGCAUCAUCAACAUCUCCUAUGCUCUGGCCUCUGAGGCCUCCCAGCGCAGCAAGCAGGUGGCAGAUGAGAAAACAAAAGCUCAGAGACCUUCAGGGAUUUGCACAAGGAAUUGCAGCUUCCCAGGCAGUGACUGACCCGUGACCCAGUAUACAGAGAAGCCUGGAGCCAGGGGCCCAGUGGAACCAGCUUCCUCCAAGGAGAUCAACCUUUCUGCCCCCAAGAAACUGCCUCCGGCUGGGCAGGGAAUCUGGCUGGAGGAAGGAGCAGCUUACUGACUGUGGGUGUUCACCACAGGCGAGGCCCUAACAUGCACCCACUAGUUUAGCUCAGACUCCUCUCUACAUAUGAAUGGCAAAGGCACUUUUGAUACACACUCUAAAAUAUAUUGUAUUUUAAAAUUGGAAUCUAUUUUCCAAUGUUCACCUCAAGGGCUGAGUGGCAGGGAGGGUGAGGAUGCAGGACUUUGCAGCUGCACCUACAGAUUCAGGUACUUUGGGUGACAGGUGUGGGUGGGGGAAAGGGCGGGGCAAGCAGAGGACAGUUCAACUUCCAAUGACUUCAGGAGAAAGUGGGAUUUGAAGAGGCGUUCCCAGUAGAUUCCAGCGUCAGGCUGGUUGGCGUGCUGUCUAGGAGAAGAGGGGCCCUUGGCUGCAGAGAUCAGCUGUCCCUGACCUGAUGACCAAUUCUAUGUGAAACUCCACCAGGAUGGCACGCGGAGCCCAAGUCAGCGUCUUGGCCCUUGGGUUUGGCUUAGGGGCAACAGUGUGUUCAAAAGCACUGGGGCCCACAACCUGCCCACAGGCUUCCCUCAGCAAAGGGCUCUUUUCAGAAAGAAAAAAGCAGUUUGCUUUCAUUGUUUUUUUGAGAUGAAGUUUUACUGUUGUUGCCCAGGCUGGAAUACAAUGGUACUAUCUCAGCUCACCGAAAUCUCUGCCUCCUGGAUUCAAGUGAUUCUUCUGCCUCAGCCUUCCAAAUAGCUGGGAUUACAGGCAUGUGCCACCAUGCCCAGCUAAUUUUCUACUUUUAGUAGAGACAGGGUUUCUCCAUGUUGGUCAGGCUGGUCUUGAACUCCUGACCUCAGGUGAUCUACCUGCCUCAGCCUCCCAAAGUGCUGGAAUUACAGGUAUGAACCACCGUACCCAGCCUGCUUUCAUUUUUAACAGUACACACUGAAGUACAGAAAAGUUGAGAGGAAACAACUUUCAUUGUAUCAUAGCAAUAAACUCCACACUGGGUGACACCUACCAGAAAUCCUUUCCCUCCAACCAGGCCACGUUGGGGACCUUCCCUGCCUGCCCUUGGAAAACCCUGGUUGGCUUUCCUAGGACUCAGGUCUGGUGGCAGGAGGGCAGCAGUGUGCCCCCACCAUCCCUGAUGGCCUGCUGCCAUAAUGGCAGGACUUGACUUCCAGCCCCACAUGAGGAGGGGGGCUACCAAGCCAGGUACAGUGUUUGUGGCCCUUUAUUUAAGAUGUGUUCUUAUAUUAUUCUGCAAAUAGAAAAUGAUGUUUAAGUGGAAAAACAACAGCAACAACAACAAAAACCUCCAUUGGGUGGAGCCACACUUUAAAUGAAAAUUUCUCUUUGACUAUGCUCAGAAAAAAAAAAAAUAGAAUUUUGAAUAUAUUUAGCAGUUGCCGUCUAUUUUUAACUAACUCCAUAUGCUGCCAGUAUCGACUUCAUGACAUUUGCCAAAUAAAAUUUUAUUUUUGCCUUUAUAAGAUUUUCUUGGAAAAAAAUGAAAUGAAUAUUUUGCAAGAAAAAGUUAAUUUAAAAAUGUAAUGGUUUGCAAAAAAAAUGUGAUGUACAGAUUAAAGUAUUAACCUGA